This is a messenger RNA of Saprolegnia parasitica CBS 223.65, 306 nucleotides long. RefSeq lists its product as hypothetical. Lineage: Eukaryota; Oomycota; Saprolegniomycetes; Saprolegniales; Saprolegniaceae. Bases 22 to 273 code for a protein of 83 amino acids. The transcript is spliced from 3 exons. The record is from RefSeq and is a predicted model, not a curated record.
AGACAACGAAUUGUAGCAAGCAUGGACGAGCGCAACCUGACGUCGCAGCAGAAGGAUGAGAUCAUCGCCCAAGUGCGCAUGGAAGUCCAGCAGCAGGCCAUGCAGGAGCUGACCAAGGCUCUCCAGGAGAAGUGCUUUAACAAGUGCAUUACGCGCCCGCAGGACCGCCUCGACAACAAGCAGCAGCAGUGCCUCUCGCUCUGCGUCGAGCGGUACAUUGACACGAUGAAGAUUGUGUCGGGUGCCAUCCAGCAGCGUGGCCAGCGGGGCUAAGCCGCCGAUCCUUCGGGAAGACCACACGACGAC